This is a messenger RNA of Acipenser ruthenus (sterlet), 2398 nucleotides long. RefSeq names its product caveolin-2-like. Lineage: Eukaryota; Metazoa; Chordata; Actinopteri; Acipenseriformes; Acipenseridae. The transcript has 3 exons. Gene Ontology annotation, cellular component: Golgi apparatus; cytoplasmic vesicle; perinuclear region of cytoplasm. Gene Ontology annotation, biological process: positive regulation of MAPK cascade; negative regulation of endothelial cell proliferation; insulin receptor signaling pathway. Gene Ontology annotation, molecular function: protein kinase binding; molecular adaptor activity. The record is from RefSeq and is a predicted model, not a curated record. Bases 390 to 872 code for a protein of 160 amino acids.
UUUGGAUAUUUUCUAUGUUUUUGGUUUAGUAAACACAAGUCAUCAUGUAAUUUCGUCAUUAGAAGCAACCAUAAAGUGAUGGUAGUAGUAGUAGUAGUAGUAGUAGUGUUGUUGUUACUAAAAGAUAAUUAGGUAACAUUGUUAAUGAGUUGCAGUGCACUCUUUACAAUUAUUCCCGUUUAGAAUACUAGCAGUCAUUUUUUUAGAUUUUGGAAUGCCUCUAAUUUAGGGUUGUAGAAUGUGAUCCAAGUUAGUUGUUGUGUCUGCCUGGCAUUUCCCUGAUGGGGCGUGGUGGCUGCGAGACAGGCUUCCGUCGCACAGAAAUACUAAGAGAGAACUACUGUACUGAACAUAGCUAAAUAGUGCAUUUACACUGCACGCUUUAAAAAAUGGGUUUAGAAAAGAAGAAAUCCGAAACUAGAAUUAUAAUCGAUGACGACGAGUUCAAUAAAUCAAUCGAACCGAUUCUUCCUAAAAAGAAAAUCAGAGCUGAUCCCAACAGAGACCCUCACGAUAUAAACUCUCACCUGAAGGUAAAUUUUGAAGAUGUUAUUGCAGAACCGGACACAACUCACAGCUUUGAUAAAGUGUGGAUUUGCAGUAAUGCAGUGUUUGAACUCGUAAAAUUUCUGCUGUACAGACUUCUCACAACGAUCCUUGCAAUUCCUCUUUCAUUUGUGGCUGGAAUUCUUUUUGCAGUACUGAGCUCUAUACAUAUUUGGAUUGUGGUGCCCUGUAUCAAGAGUUGUAUGAUGGCUCUUCCUUCAGUUCAAGCAAUCUGGAGGAGCCUUGUGGACGUGUUUAUUUCACCCUUGGUCAAGAGUAUGGGGAGGUGUUUUUCUUCUGUCGGCUUCCAUGUCAUGAAAGAUUAAACUGCCAGUUGAUUUUUUUUAUUAUUAUUGUUAGUGACCAAAUGAUUAUUCUUCAUUCCAUUGUUGUAAAGUAAAUACUUUAUUACAGGUAUGGACAUUCUGCAGAUUAGUAGCUUUUGGUACCAGAGUAUAUUAUAUGUGCAAUAAAUGCUGAGCAACCUUUUCCCAUAAUGAAUUUUAUAUAUUGAAGAUUGUUAUUUUAUAUUAAAUAUAAAAUAUUAGUAUUUUAUUCCUACAUUUUAUUGACUGUACAUAAUAAAUACUGGCCAAGUUGGACACUGGUUUAUUAUUAUUAUUAUUAUUAUUAUUAUUAUUAUUAUUAUUAAUAAUAAUAAUAAUAAUAAUAAUAAUAAUAAUAAUAAUAAUAAUAAUAAUAAUAAUAAAUAUGAGUGGCUUCAUAUUUAACCUUUAAUAGUGUACAUUUAGAAGGCUAUUUUCUUAUUAGUUGACCUGGCAAUUUUAGGUGGACAGUUUCUUGUGUCCUCCUUAUAGUAGUGGUUAUUUGUUCUGUUUAUAUAGUAUAUAAUCCUGCUCUGUUAAAUAAUGAUUUCAUAGUCUUAGUCUUUAGUAUUUGCAUUUUUUGUACUGUUUGUAUACUAUGCCCUGUAUUUCACUGUAUUUAAUGUAUUAUGCAUUGUUCCUCACUAUCUUGUAAAGCGCUUUGUGAUGGUGGUCCAUGGAAAGCGCUAUAUAAAAUUGAUUGAUUGAUUGAUCUACCAAAGCAUGCAGCACAUAUGAGGAGGCUGUGUGGUCCAGUGGUUAAAGAAAAGGGCUUGUAACCAGGAGGUCCCCGGUUCAAAUCCCACCUCAGCCACUGACUCAUUGUGUGACCCUGAGCAAGUCACUUAACCUCCUUGUGCUCCAUCUUUCGGGUGAGAUGUAAUUGUAAGUGACUCUGAUGCAUAAUUCACACAUCCUAGUCUCUGUAAGUCGCCUUGGAUAAAGGCGUCUGCUAAAUAAACAAAUAAUAAGGAAUGGCACAAACCAUCUGAUUUCAACCUAAAACUAUACACGUUUUGUAGAUUCAAUAUAAUAUGUCCAAAAAUGCAUUUUGUUGUUCCUCAAAGAAAACCAUGUAUCAGUUCAUUCCUGGUGACAUUUUAUACACUGAUGGUUCAUGCAAUUCAGUUUCAUAUUUGUUCACUACGUUAUUUGGUCUGCAAGUGUCGUGCUUCAUAACUACUGUAUUUGUUUCAUUGUUUUUUUUUACGAGGUAAGGUACAUGAUAGAAAAUACACUGUUUAUUACAGCAUCAUUUGUAAGCACUUGUAUCACCCAUGAGGCAAAUAAUUAUUUUAUAAUUUAAUUUUAUUAAAAUAAGUUAUUAUUCAAUAUGGCUUUUGAAAUCCAUUAAUGAAAUGCAUUUCUAUGCAGCACAAUGUAUGCCUAUAAAUGAUUUACCAGCAGGAUGUAUAUAAUUCAGCACAAUAUGUAUCUUCAAUAAAGAAAAUGUUGUUCACUCGAUUUUGACGAAUCACAAAUGAAAUGUAUUUUAUAAACACAAUAAACUAUUCAUUUUAUAAUGA